Messenger RNA from Triplophysa rosa, 1402 nucleotides. RefSeq names its product urotensin-2 receptor. Gene Ontology annotation, biological process: blood vessel diameter maintenance; regulation of blood pressure; neuropeptide signaling pathway. The transcript has 2 exons. Lineage: Eukaryota; Metazoa; Chordata; Actinopteri; Cypriniformes; Nemacheilidae. Bases 161 to 1285 code for a protein of 374 amino acids. The record is from RefSeq and is a predicted model, not a curated record. Gene Ontology annotation, cellular component: membrane. Gene Ontology annotation, molecular function: urotensin II receptor activity.
AUUUUGCAGCGAAAAGGCAGGAGCACUGUUUGACGUCAGGAGCUGCGGACACCGGCGAGUGUGCUCAGACACAUUUGUCAAAUAACAAAACAGUGUGUCUGGGGUCUGGCGCACCUGCCAUAAAGUUCCCGCGCGGGGCUCGACAUUCACCGCGGGCGCAAUGAAUUACACCAAGUCUGAUCUCAAUGGUCCGUCCCGUAACAGCAACUCCGGGACCGUGGACGAGCUCGUGAUAACGUCGACUUUCGGGACAUUGUUAUCUGUGGUUUACAUCGUCGGAGUUUCGGGAAACGUCUAUACGCUUGUAGUCAUGUGUCAUUCCAUACGAUUCGCGACUUCAAUGUACAUCUCCAUCAUUAACCUGGCGCUCGCGGAUCUCCUUUACCUCUCCACCAUCCCUUUCGUGGUGUGCACGUACUUUCUGAAGGACUGGUACUUCGGGGACGUGGGCUGCAGGAUCCUGUUAAGUCUGGACCUUUUAACUAUGCACGCAAGUAUCUUUACGCUUACGGUCAUGUGCAUGGAGCGCUACUUGGCUGUGACCAAACCGCUAGAUACCGUUAAGCGCUCCAAGAGCUACCGAAAAGCGAUGGCGUGGGCUGUUUGGAUGUUAUCUCUUGUGCUGACUCUUCCCAUGAUGGUCAUGGUUAAUCUGACUACGAAAAAAGCCGCAGAUGGAGUGGUGAAAAGGAUGUGCGCGCCCACCUGGGCACCACAGGCGUAUAAGAUUUACCUGACUGUCCUGUUCUGCACGAGUAUAAUGGCUCCAGGACUGGUCAUUGGUUACCUGUACACCAGGUUAGCCAGGACUUAUUUAGAGUCACAAAAGACCUCGGCUGUUAAUAAAGGCACCAAGCGCUCUCCGAAGCAGAAAGUGCUGAUCAUGAUUUUCACCAUCGUGCUCGUGUUCUGGGCGUGCUUUCUGCCCUUUUGGAUAUGGCAACUUGUGCCCCUAUAUCACAAGCCCUUUCGUCUCGCUUCGCACACGCACACGAGCAUCAAUUACCUCGUGGCGAGUCUGACCUACAGCAACAGCUGCAUCAACCCGUUUCUGUACACGCUCCUGACCAAGAACUAUCGGGAGUAUCUUAAAAACCGCCACAAGAGUUUUUACAGAUACACGUCGUCUUUUAAACAAAGGCCACCGAGUCUGUACUCUUGGGGAAAGUCAGGGUCGUCUAGCAACCAGUUCGAGCUCAACUCGGAGACGCUCGGCAUGGCGCAGUUGAAGGCGCAGUGGUGCGGUGAAAGAGAUGUGGAGGGGAAAGCCUUAACCCGUUCGUAGAAAGGGUUCCUUUGACUCGUCACCCUCAGUGAGGAGGAUCCUACGGCAGAGAGGGGUUAUCAAUGGCAUAUUCAGGGUCACAUGUGAAGGACACUGUAAUGGCGUAUCGUGUGCCCC